AUUGUAUGCGCAAUGCGCCCCCUCUCGCACGCCUGAAGAGAAAGAAUAGAGAGGAAACGCUGCCUCUAGACGUACGUACUCACUCCGGAGACGGAGACGAAGACGGAGACGAAGACGAUGACGGAUUGGUUGGUUGAGCUGACCUGAGAACAUCUCUCCCUUUUACCCUCUUCCCCUCUCUCUCUCUCUCUUUCUCUCGGUGGUAGCUUCCUACAAUGGUGAAUGCAUCAUCGCAUUCCUUAUCGCCAUCGGCAGCUUUGGUUCGACGAUGCGUUGAAUUUGAGGCCUGAUCGGUUCCAUUGAAAGUCAACGGCCUCGGUGUGUCCCUUUGAUCGGAUCUCGGGCCUCAUCUGAUUUCAUCUUGAGCUUCACCAUCGCGGUCGAGCUUGAAAGUGACUGACCGGCCCUCGAAUUUGGAGUUUCGAUCCCUAAGAAUCCUUUUUUCUCUGCGUUCAAUGGAGGACGGCUCACAAAUGCCGGAGGAACAAUCUCCCUCUGUUGUGCAUGGCCAUGGCCUCGUUGAUAGUUUUGCAACAACUGCAAACUCAGUCCAGCCAGCAGCAUGUGCCCUGUGCUGCAGAGAUUUUUCACCUGAUAAUCCCGUGACUGGUGACUGUGAAUUGUGCGGGGAUUGUAAAUUUUUGUGCUUAGAGAAUCUCGAGAACCCAACAAAUGGUUCCCCUCAGAGAAGGAUUUCCAGACAAAGAAGAAGAAGUGGUAGGAGAACCAGCAGAUACAGCAGUUCUGAGUCUAUUGAAGAUCUUUUCUCCCAGCGGUUCUCUCAGAUGAUUAGUAUGAUGAGACAAAACCAUGCCGCUUCCUAUGAGCAUGAGGAGCAGUAUAUAGAUGGUGAUACUUCUAUCAGGUCAUGGCAGCAGACUAGUUCCCGCUCCACGCCAAGUGGAUCUAGAAGAUGGUACCGCAUGCUGUCUGAUACUGAAAGUGAUGGUUUUGACAAUAUGGAUUCUCUGUACGGGGAGAGUGAAUCUAACUUGAGUUUCAGUCAUUACCGUACAUUUAAUGGUGAGAGCGAUGCUGUUUCUAUGAGUACUUAUAAUGGAGGCGACUCUGAUGCUUCUGUAGAUGAGCAGAGUUUUCUCGAAACUGACAUACUUGCUCGGCCAAAUGGAGAAAGUGAUCUCGAUAGUGAUACUGACAUUGAUCCCAUGAAUGCUGGUCUGAGCCAGUGGGACCUGGAUAACCAUGAAGAGGAUGAAGGAGAAGGGGAAGAAGAUGGACAAGGUGAAUGGGAAGAGACUGAUGCCGAAGAAGAUCCAUCUCUGGAACGCGGGGGUCAUCUUGGAAACUCUCCAAGCUCUGCCCAAACUGACCGGAGUGAAUUAAUUGUAUUUCCCGAUUUUGAAGGUGCAAUUCGUCUGACAUUCAGAGGCAGGACCCGUGACAAUGCUCGCACCAUCAUCAGUAACAUGGUUGACUUGGGCUUGCCUUCAUAUGAUGGAAAUUCUGGUGAUUAUCUGGAUGCAAGAGGAUUUGAGGAGCUGCUCGAGCAUCUCGCAGAAAAUGACACUUCAAGAAGAGGAGCCCCUCCUGUGUCUGUCUCAUGCAUAAACAGCUUGCCUCUUGUCACCAUCAGUGAGGAACAUGUGAAGCAUGACAGUAUUUCCUGUGCAAUAUGCAAGGAUGCUCUAGCAGUUGGCGAUAAAGCAAACCAGCUUCCCUGCCUUCACCUCUAUCACCCCUCCUGUAUAUUGCCAUGGCUGAGUUCACGUAAUUCCUGCCCACUGUGUCGCUAUGAACUUCCUACAGACGAUAAGGACUAUGAGGAGAGUAAGCAAGCUAAUAUUCGGAGGAUGCGUAAUGUUGAAGAAAAUAGGCUGCAGAGAGCAGUGGAGGAGAGUUCCUAUAAUGAGGUUGAAAUAACUGAAGAGCAAGAACCAAGUCCGAGUGAUAUAGAACCGGCGGAUGUAUCUGCGGGUGAUUCCUCCGCCAAUGGCUCUCAAGCUGAAGGCAGUAGAAGAAGAUGGUUCCACCUAGCUGCCACACCAAUUCUUGGACUUGUGGGAAUGGCCCUUGUGCUGUGGUUGGGGAAACCUCUUAUUCAGAGGGGACAAGCAGCUAACCCUCUUAACAUUUUCGAAGCGGGUCAGUCUCGAGGUAAUUUUCUUGAUGCUUCACCCACCCCUAGAGAGAACCGAAGCAGGAGAUGGUGGUCCUUCUUUUGAAGCAGCUAAUGAGUCAUCUUGUGUACGUCCUCUUCCCCCAUGACCUAAUCAAUAACUUCCUGUUCAUGACCUGAAGUGUUUCUGGUCUCCAGUUCUAAUAUACGGGUUCCAUGAUGGGAGAUUGAAUUUAGUUUCUGUGGGAAUAUGCCCCACUCGAAGUUACUAUAUUUGUGCGGUCUCUUCUGCUAAUGGAGAGUCUCUUGUAAAGAUAAGAAUCUGAUUUUCAGCAAGCUCGAGAGAGCUCGGCUGCAAGUAGUGGAUGCAUUUUAUCGUGUUUUGUGGAUACUUGUCUCGAUUGCAAUACGUAUGCUGUUACUUUCAUUGCUCACAUCAAAAUCAUGUACUUAUGUUUUUGCGAGUUU
Punica granatum (pomegranate) is the source of this 2545-nucleotide messenger RNA. The record is from RefSeq and is a predicted model, not a curated record. NCBI's taxonomy places the organism in Eukaryota, Viridiplantae, Streptophyta, Magnoliopsida, Myrtales, Lythraceae.